AUGUCGUCGCCACCACGCGAUAUACCCUCCUCUGACCUCGAAGAUGUCGAAAUGCAAGUCGAUGGAGACAGCGUAGAGCAAUCAAUGCCCAACGCCCCUCCGCGAGGCCCACUGUUCCUCGAAGGCACCCCUUCAGCCGCAGGUACCCCACAGCAUAGCACAGUAGCGAGAAGGGCGUUGGGGAUGAGUACUCCUAGGAGACAGCAGACACCUCUCUUUGCUCCCGGCACCUCGUCGCCCCUACCCUUCCCCAGCUCUUCUCCGACAAAGAGGACUCCUGUACGCGUCAGAAGGCUAGACUCAGACCUUCCUGGCUCCCAAGGCUCCGAACCACUUGCAUUUCCCUCAAGCCCAGCCCAAGAUCAUACACCGAAAACCCCACCAAAGAACCGUCGAGGCGACAUACAUUCAUCCAUCAGUUUCACCCCAACAUCCUCCCGUUCCCGCACAAGACGCAAGGAAGGCCCGUCUGACGACCUGCAUUCGGACGCCUCACACCUCUCCCUUCCAGCCUCUUCCACUUUCAAUCUCUCCGUCCCUAUUGUACCCUCUGAGGAUGACGACGACACAGGCGCGGUCAAGGCGAUCUGGGGCACGAACGUCUCGGUGCAAGAGACCAUGCGUACGUUCCGCGAGUUUAUGCGCGGCUUCAAGAUCAAGUACCGUAUCGCCCACGACCGCGAGCGCGGUAUCCGGACGCGUGUCCUCUCGUCUCCCGAGGAAGGCGAGGUGCUUCUGUACGAGUCAUACAUUCGUCGUAUGCGACAGACGGGCGAGAGGAAUUUGAACCUCGACAUCCACAACCUCGCCGCGUACCCUCCAAGCAAGAAGCUUCAGAACCAUUUGAUCAAAUUCCCUCAGGAGGUCAUCCCCAUAAUGGACCAGGUCCUCAAGGACAUCAUGCUGGAGAUCGCUGAAGAGGACCAGCAAGCAGGGGUAGAAGACAUGCGCGGUGGACGCGGAGAGGCCGAAAUCAAGACGAUCAUGGAAACUGUCUACAAAGUGCGGCCGUUCGGCGUCCCGUCUGUCAACAUGCGCGACCUGAACCCCUCUGACACCGACAAACUCGUGUGCAUCAAAGGCCUCGUCAUCCGCGCGACUCCUGUCAUCCCGGACAUGAAAGUCGCCUUCUUCCGCUGCCUGACCUGCAACCACACAGUCCAGGUCGAGAUCGAGCGCGGCAAGAUCGACGAGCCCGCGCGCUGCCCGCGCGACGUCUGCGGCACGCCCGGCUCCAUGUCCCUCGUCCAUAAUCGCUGCGAGUUCGCCGACCGCCAGGUGAUCCGCCUCCAGGAGACCCCCGACGCGGUGCCGGACGGGCAGACGCCGCACACGGUCUCGCUGAGCGUGUACGACGAGCUCGUGGACGUGACGAAGCCCGGCGACCGGCUCGUCGUCACGGGCAUCUUCCGCUCCAUGGCGGUGCGCGUGAACCCGCGCCAGCGUACGCUCAAGAGCCUCUUCAGGACGUUCAUCGAUGUCGUGCACGUCAAGCUUGGGCUCGACGACCGGCUCGGGUUCGACAGGAGCACGCGCCCCGCGGGGGGCGACCGUAUCCCUGGGGUCGGCGGCGUGGGCGGUGGCGCAGACGUCGACGACGAAGAGGAGAAUCCGGUGGAGAGGCAGCGGCGGACGACGAAGCGCGAGGAGCUCGAGGCGAAGCUGCGCGAGCUGAGCCAGCGGCCGGACAUAUAUGAGUUGCUCGCGCGGUCGCUCGCCCCGAGCAUUUAUGCGAUGGAGGACGUGAAGAAGGGGAUACUGUUGCAGCUGUUUGGGGGGACGAACAAGAGCGUGGCCAGGGGCGGCGGCGGAGGCGGGCCGAGGUACCGGGGGGAUAUCAACGUGCUACUUGUGGGUGACCCUGGUGUGAGUAAGUCGCAGAUUCUGCAGUACGUGCAUAAGAUCGCUCCCCGAGGCGUGUUCACGUCUGGCAAGGGCUCGUCUGCAGUGGGUCUAACGGCGUAUGUCACUCGCGAUCCGGAUUCGAAACAACUGGUACUCGAGAGCGGUGCCCUUGUUUUGAGUGAUGGUGGUGUCUGCUGUAUCGAUGAGUUUGACAAGAUGUCCGACGCGACUCGUAGCGUCUUGCACGAAGUUAUGGAACAACAAACGGUGUCCAUCGCCAAGGCGGGAAUCAUCACGACGCUGAACGCUCGUACUUCCAUCCUCGCAGCGGCAAACCCCAUUGGCUCAAAAUACAACCCGAACCAAACGGUGACGCAAAACAUCGACCUCCCACCAACGCUCAUAUCCCGUUUCGACCUGCUCUACCUCGUGCUGGACCACGCAGACGAGGCGCUCGAUCGCAAGCUCGCUCAGCAUCUCGUCGCAUUGUAUCUCGAGGAUGCCCCCAUGACCGGUGGCGGUGAAGACAUUUUGCCUCUCGAAGAGCUCUCCGCCUAUAUCACCUACGCUCGUUCCCGCCUCAACCCCGUCAUUACCGAAGCAGCGGGCGACGAGCUCGUCCGGUGCUACGUGACGCUCCGCAAGGCGGGCGAGGACCCUCGCUCGAACGAGAAGCGCAUCACAGCGACGACGCGGCAGCUCGAGAGCAUGAUCCGCCUCUCGGAGGCGCACGCGCGUAUGCGCCUCUCCACAUUCGUCGAGCUCGCCGACGUCAAGGAGGCGUUCCGCCUCAUGCGCGAGGCGAUCAACACCUCCGCGCGCGACCCGACCACGGGCGAGAUCGACAUGGGCCUGCUCGAUACCGGCAUCGGGAGGCAGCAGCGGAAACUGCGCGGGGACAUGCGCAGGGCGGUGCUUGCGCUCCUGGACGGGGCCGGGGCUGGCGUUGGGGGCACCAGGGGCCUGCGGUGGGCGGACGCGAUAGGGCAGUUGGAGGCGCAGAGCAGUGUGAAGGUGAACGCUGCGGAGUUCCAGGAGGUGAUUAGGGAGUUGGAGCAAGAGGGGCUGGUGAAAGUCACGGGUGAGAGGGAUCGGAGGAUGAUCAAGAGAGUCGAAGGCGCAUGAGGAAGAGUAGAGGGCCCUUUUGACAAGGUUUUUUUCUCCGCUGCGUUGUGUGCUUUCAUUGUACUAUGGGCUUUGCAGACUGCUGGUGCUAUCGACAUGUUGUUCUCGCCCUUGUGCGAGUGGAAGUCAUCGUCGUGCACACCGUUCGUAAACCUCCG
Molecule: messenger RNA, 3128 nt
Organism: Dichomitus squalens LYAD-421 SS1
Lineage: Eukaryota; Fungi; Basidiomycota; Agaricomycetes; Polyporales; Polyporaceae
Product: MCM-domain-containing protein
Exons: 8
Coding region: 1-2970 (989 amino acids)
Biological process (GO): double-strand break repair via break-induced replication; DNA strand elongation involved in DNA replication; mitotic DNA replication initiation
Cellular component (GO): nucleus; MCM complex
Molecular function (GO): single-stranded DNA helicase activity; ATP binding; single-stranded DNA binding
Source: RefSeq, a predicted model, not a curated record